AUGCAAAAAAAAUCUUCUCUGGGCCUUCUUGAAGGACUUAAAGGCCUAGUUUUGGCAGCGGUUUUUGAAGCCAGCUUCAGUUUUUAUGAGAAAAUGAUUGAAAUUGCUGCCAUGGAUCGAAGCUUCACCGUACGCGCCCUCCUUUCUGGCCUGUUGAUUGGUGUCCUGGUCAACCUCUCCAACACUUACUAUGGACUCCGAAUUGGCGUGGCCAGUCAAAUGUCCAUGGUCUCGGGCCUUCUGGGAUUUGUCGUCUUCAAACUGUUCUCAAGAUGCAUAGAAAGCCCUUUGACGCCUGCUGAGAAUGUUUUAAUUAUCAGCGUAGCCACAGCUACUGGAUGUAUGCCAGUAACUGCUGGGUUCGUUGGUAUAAUUCCAGCUCUUGAAUAUCUCAUCGGCCCGGAGGAGAAUGGCCCACUACGAAUAGCUUGGGAAAGCCUUGUUUUUUGGUCAAUUGGCCUUUGUUUCUUCGGCCUGAUCUUCGCAUCGAUUUUUCGGGAGCAUUUCGUUGUGCGAGAGACGUUGCCCUGGCCCGGAGCCAAAGCAACUGCGCAUCUUAUCAACACGAUACAUCACGUGCCUCCCGAAUUUUCAACUGCUCCAGGUGGCAUAUUGUCCCCAAGCUUAACAGAGGAAAAUCCAAGAGCAGGGCAGUCUGGAACUCCUGUGGAAGAGCGGCUACUUCUACUUGCGCACGGGAGCGGUGGGAGAUGGAAGGUUGGGAUGAAUCGCCUUUUCCAGGGUGCUACUGGAUCUGGAAUAUUUACCAUUGUUAUCUACUUCGUACCCAUAUUAAAGAAAUUACCCAUUCUCGGAUCGCAUGCGGCGAGUGAAUGGCUUUGGAGUAUGGACCUUUCUCCAGGUUUCUUAGGACAGGGAAUUAUCACAGGGCCCAUAAUUCCGUUGCACAUGUUUAUCGGCGCCAUUAUUGGCUGGGGAAUUUUGUCGCCAUAUGCCAAACACCAAGGCUGGGCCCCCGGUGACGUGGAUGACUGGGAAACCGGGUCAAGAGGGUGGAUUAUAUGGGUCAGCUUGGCCGCGUUAUUCGCAGACGCUUCCGUCAAACUUUCCUGGUUUAUUGUCCGGCCUUUUUGGAACAAGAACGACUCUGUGACAUACCCACGGCCUCCUCGAGGUCGAUAUCAGACUGUGCCAACUCAUGACGACUUUGAGACACCUCAAUUCUGUGAUUCUCAAGUGGUGGACCGGUCAUCGAAUCGGUGGUCGCCGUUAAAAGGGGAAAGGGUUCAUUUGUCUGACAGCCCUAUCACAUCUCGAGCGUUGGGGUUGGGGUUCUUAGUUUCCGUCGUCAUUUGCAUCCUGGCGAUAAAUUUCACUUUCGGGAACUUUAUAACAUGGUACCACACUAUCCUGGCAAUAGCUCUAUCACUCCCAAUGGCAGUGAUAGGUAUACGAUCUUUAGCGGAGACGGAUUAUAAUCCCGAAAGCGCCUUGGUAUCGCAGUUAGUCUUUGCGACAUUAAUACCCCAUUCCAACGCGAAUGGCAUAAUUAUCAGCCUCUUAUCCGCCGCCCUCGCACAAGCAGGUGCAAACCAAGCAGGGGAUAUUUCCUUCGACUUCAAAAUCGGAAGUCUCGUUGGAGCACAUCCACGAGCGCAAACUUAUGGGCAAAUCAUCGGCUCUCUAUUCGGCGCUCUCAUAUCGUGCGGCAUAUACAAACUCUAUGCGUCACAAUAUCCCAUACCGGGACCUCUAUUCAGGGUCCCAUCAUCAUACCUUGUCCUUAGUACGGCAAGGCUAGUGAUGGGUCAGGGUCUGCCGGAAGGAGUUGCGCCGUUUGCUUUGGGAGCUGCUAUUCUCUCCAUGCUGAUUACGAUAGUCAAGAUGCGAUAUGAAACUCGAUGGUGGCAAAAGCUAAUUCCCAGUGGGGUAUCAUUGGCCAUUGGAAUUUACAAUGUACCGUCUUUUACCAUCACACGUGUCAUUGGGGGUCUUACAUUCUGGCUUCGUAAAGUUAGGAGCGGGGAAAGUGAAGGCGAUAUGAUAUUCCUUGCUAGUGGAUUGGUGUUGGGGGAGUCUAUCUCAAGCCUUGUUACCCUCGCCCUUACUGCAGCCCAUGUUAAGAGCAUGUAG
Blastomyces gilchristii SLH14081 is the source of this 2094-nucleotide messenger RNA. RefSeq names its product oligopeptide transporter. Gene Ontology annotation, cellular component: fungal-type vacuole membrane. Gene Ontology annotation, molecular function: oligopeptide transmembrane transporter activity. The coding region runs from base 1 to 2094 and encodes 697 amino acids. The record is from RefSeq and is a predicted model, not a curated record. NCBI's taxonomy places the organism in Eukaryota, Fungi, Ascomycota, Eurotiomycetes, Onygenales, Ajellomycetaceae. The transcript is spliced from 5 exons.